UUGCUCAGAUAUACUUUCAAAAAUUUGACAUAUAAAGGAAAUUGCCGAGUAAUUGCAUUGCAAAUUAAAAUAGAAUAAAAAUAAUUAAAAGAUAUUUCGAUUCUUAGAAUAUUAAUAGUCAAAUUUUAAUCAAAAUGACUAUUCAAAACAAGAUGGAUGUUGACAUCACGAAAGGUGAAGGCUUUCGUUCAUAUUACAUUCAAAAAAUCGAAGAAUUACAAUUAAUUGUUGCUGAAAAAAGUCAAAAUUUACGUCGUCUUCAAGCUCAGCGAAACGAACUGAAUGCUAAAGUUCGAAUGUUGAGAGAAGAGCUUCAAUUACUUCAAGAACAAGGAAGUUAUGUUGGAGAAGUAGUUAAACCUAUGGAUAAAAAGAAAGUUCUUGUUAAAGUUCAUCCAGAAGGAAAAUUUGUAGUUGAUAUAGAUAAGAAUAUUGACAUUAACGAUGUGACACCAAAUUGUAGGGUGGCACUACGCAAUGAAAGUUACACUCUACAUAAAAUUCUUCCCAAUAAAGUUGAUCCUCUGGUAUCACUUAUGAUGGUUGAAAAAGUUCCGGAUUCAACAUAUGAAAUGGUCGGUGGUUUAGAUAAACAAAUAAAAGAAAUAAAAGAAGUGAUUGAAUUACCAGUAAAACAUCCAGAAUUAUUUGAUGCUCUUGGAAUUGCUCAACCUAAAGGAGUUUUAUUAUAUGGACCUCCUGGUACUGGUAAAACUCUUUUGGCAAGAGCUGUUGCACAUCACACAGAAUGUACAUUUAUUCGCGUUUCUGGUUCUGAAUUAGUACAGAAGUUUAUUGGUGAAGGUUCACGUAUGGUUAGAGAAUUAUUCGUAAUGGCUCGUGAACAUGCUCCAUCAAUUAUUUUCAUGGAUGAAAUCGAUUCCAUUGGUUCCUCUCGUAUUGAGUCUGGUGCCGGUGGUGAUUCCGAAGUACAACGUACAAUGUUAGAACUUUUGAAUCAAUUGGAUGGUUUUGAAGCCACUAAAAAUAUUAAAGUCAUUAUGGCAACAAAUCGAAUUGAUAUUUUGGAUCCAGCAUUACUAAGGCCAGGUCGUAUUGAUCGUAAAAUUGAAUUCCCACCACCAAAUGAAGAGGCACGUUUAGAUAUUUUAAAAAUUCAUUCAAGAAAAAUGAAUUUAACACGCGGUAUAAACUUAAAGAAAAUUGCAGAAUUAAUGCCAGGCGCAUCAGGAGCGGAAGUUAAAGGUGUGUGUACCGAAGCUGGUAUGUAUGCUCUAAGAGAAAGGCGUGUUCAUGUAACACAGGAAGAUUUUGAAAUGGCGGUUGCUAAGGUUAUGCAAAAAGAUUCAGAAAAGAAUAUGUCAAUAAAGAAAUUAUGGAAAUAAAUUUUUUCUUCUUCGAUCAAUAAAAUAAGUUUUAUUUUAAGUACCUAUUUGCUAAAAAUUAUAUAUUUUGAAUUCAAAAUAAAAACAAUAAAAGGA
Molecule: messenger RNA, 1442 nt
Organism: Condylostylus longicornis
Lineage: Eukaryota; Metazoa; Arthropoda; Insecta; Diptera; Dolichopodidae
Product: 26S proteasome regulatory subunit 8
Exons: 3
Coding region: 135-1346 (403 amino acids)
Biological process (GO): proteasome-mediated ubiquitin-dependent protein catabolic process
Cellular component (GO): proteasome regulatory particle, base subcomplex
Molecular function (GO): ATP hydrolysis activity; ATP binding; proteasome-activating activity
Source: RefSeq, a predicted model, not a curated record